Rhododendron vialii is the source of this 1098-nucleotide messenger RNA. RefSeq lists its product as uncharacterized. NCBI's taxonomy places the organism in Eukaryota, Viridiplantae, Streptophyta, Magnoliopsida, Ericales, Ericaceae. Bases 1 to 1098 code for a protein of 365 amino acids. The transcript is spliced from 2 exons. Gene Ontology annotation, cellular component: chloroplast. Gene Ontology annotation, molecular function: double-stranded DNA binding. Gene Ontology annotation, biological process: chloroplast organization; regulation of DNA-templated transcription. The record is from RefSeq and is a predicted model, not a curated record.
AUGACUGCACCACUUGAUCGUUGGCUACAGAGAAAAAUAAGAAAACCGUUGGCUGGCUGCAUCUCAACUCCAACCUCAAACCCAUCCCUCUCCAAUUUCCUAAUCGAAACCCUAGCAUUCUCCGAACCACAAGCCAUUUCCAUCUCCAGCCGCUUGCCAUCCAGAAAAUCCCUAGAAAAGCCACAAUCCGUGGUUCAAUUUCUCAAACAACUCGGCUUCUCCGAUGCCCACAUUCGAUCCGCCAUUCAGCUCACCCCCAAUAUCCUUUUGUCCGACGUAGACAAGACUUUGAAGCCGAAGCUGCAGUUCUUUCAGAACCUGGGUUUCACUGAUCCUGAUAUGGGUAAGUUCAUUUCAAAGCAUUCUAAUGUUUUGCUUCGUAGUUUGGAGAGAACAUUGAUACCCUGGGUUGAUACAAUCAAGAACACCCUCGUGAAUGAUGAGAACAAUCAGGAUUUGAUUCGGGUUCUGAAGAGGUCGUAUCGGGUGGGCUCUGUAUCGAGAUUGAAAUGCAACAUUGCCUUCUUGGAGAGCUGUGGCAUUGUUGGGUCCCAGCUCUCAAUGCUUAUGAGGCGCCAAGUUUCGAUUUUCCAUCUGCCUCAGCCGGCUCUUAGAGACCUUGUUUCGCGAGUUUUAGAUAUGGGUUUCUCGGUUGGUUCAAGGAUGUUGGUUUAUGCUGUGCUUACAGUUAGUUGCAUUAGUGUUGAUACUUUUAGAAGGAAGAUUGAAUUGUUUAGGAGUUUUGGGUUUUCAACGGAUGAAUGUAUGGAAAUGUUUAGGAUGAAUCCCAUUUUACUUAAGUCCUCAGAAGAUAAGUUGAAGUUUGGGAUUGAUUUCUUCUUGAAUGAUUUCAAGUUAGAAAGGUUUGCAUUAGUUAGUUGGCCUUAUUGUUUGGCAUACAACAUCGAGAAGAGAGUAAUCCCUCGUUGUAGAGUUUUACGGGUUAUCAUGUCCAAGGGGCUCUUACAGAAGGAACCUAGUCUUAAUUCUGUAUUGACUUUGUCAGAAGAGAAGUUUCUAGUAAAAUUUAUAUCAAGGUUUCCAGAUGAUGCGGAGGAAAUUUUGGAGAUUUACAAGGGUGACCUUUUGGAUUCUUGA